AUGGCCGAAACCACUCGAGGAGUCGUCGAGGCGAGCGAAGGGGUCCGGCUGAAUGAAUGGACGACAAACAGACUCAGCGCGGUCCCCAACUACACUUAUUGCCGCCUACCUCGCGGCGAUUACGUGCGCUAUCUCGUCCUGAACAGCGGCGUAGGAGACGAGCCCCUGACAGCACAGCUGCACGUUGCCCGCCUGGGCAAACUAAGCAGGGCCGAGGCACUCUCGUACGUCUGGGGCAGCCAGGAGAACUUGGCCACCAUGACCUGCAACGGCAAGAAGGUCCAGAUCACGAGGAACCUCGAGCGCGCACUGCGCACAGUGCGUCUGCCGCACAAGACGCGCCGCCUAUGGGUCGACGCCGUAUGCAUCGACCAAGGGAACCUGCGGGAGCGUGGGCACCAGGUUGGGCUCAUGGGCGACGUCUAUAGCCUCGCUAAACGGGUCCUGAUAUGCAUGGGGCCCGACGAACAUGACGACGGAAAGCAUGUGGCCUCGCUUCUCCAAGACGUCGACCGCGUGAUCCAAACGGUUCUGGGCUCUGAUCUUCCUGUCGAGGACCAUGCCUUUCCAUGGCCCGAGCCUGGUAACAUGCUAGUUCAUGAUGCGCGCUGGGUGUCCUACGAUCGUCUUUGUAAAUCGGAGUGGUUUGAGAGAGGAUGGGUCGUGCAAGAAGCCGCGCUGGCACGAACAGCACAAGUCUUUUGGGGAUCGAGUCAAUUUGAUUGGGACCACGUACUCCAGACUGCCAGCUGGGAAUUGACGAGAGUUCGGCCGAUGACAGGCGAAACCAGAAGAAAUGAUUUUACCUGGUCACAUUUGAUUCCGUUUUCAACUCGGAAUGAUAUACUUGCCAGUCUGCUCGGAAUCCCAAUAAACCAGGGAAUGACUUGGCCUAUGAUACUAUCUAUCAAUCAAUCACUACGGCUGUCUGAUGAGCGAGAUCGUAUCUACGCAUUCAUCAGUUACGGCAACAAGUUUGCACUCGAUUAUUGUUUCAAGCUAGACCCAGACUAUGCUUGUUCACUCACAGAUACCUAUCUGCGAUUCGCAAAGGACUAUAUAACAACAACUGCCGACUUAACGCUCUUGAACUUCGUCAAUACAGCGCCUUCAGCUCCGGGCUCCGUUCUACCCUCUUGGGUUCCACGGUGGAAUGAGCAAGUAUCAGGAUUAACGCUGUACAACCUCAAUCUGACCAGCAGGGAUAAUUAUGCUUGGAGGCCAGAAAUUGAGCAGGACAAUAGCCUGGUGGUUCGAGGCGUCUUGGUUGACGAGAUCGAGAUCAUCAGCGAUUGCCUGCGCCGCCCAGAACAGCUGGAGCAAGAUGUACUUGCAGCUGGCUUAGCUCGGUUUUGGAACAGGAUCACAGGACUCGAGAAUAUUGAUUUCGCGUAUGGAAACGACUCACUGCACCUGGCAUUUCUCGACUGCCUCCUGAUGGGCUUCCCACCUAGUGGGCCAGCAUCCGGAUGGACAAACUCACGCAGCUCCUUUAUGGAGUUCCUGCAAGAGCUAGGGGCUGACUUUGGUGGCCGUGACAUUGGUUCCGGUUCUGGCCUCCCUGACGGCAACGUUUUAGCCACCAUGACAGUCCUUCAGCAAGUCUGCCGCGGCAGAGAGCUUGCGUUGACCAAGCGUGGCUAUUUCGCCCUUGUCCCAGAGGCUGCGAGACCAGGCGACCUCUGCUGCAUCCUUUUUGCCUCCAGUUUGCCAUACAUCCUUCGGCGUACAGGGCAAAAAGAAAGCACACACCAGUGCGUUGGACCGGCCUAUAUGCCUGGGAAGGUGUCUGGCUACUCAUCAAAGUGCGACAACUACGUGUCCUUUCACGGCUUUGGCACUGAGAAAAGUAAAGACUGGGUGGACUGGGACGUUGAAGAACAUGAUAUCCUCAUUUACUAA
Molecule: messenger RNA, 1902 nt
Organism: Thyridium curvatum
Lineage: Eukaryota; Fungi; Ascomycota; Sordariomycetes; Thyridiales; Thyridiaceae
Exons: 1
Coding region: 1-1902 (633 amino acids)
Source: RefSeq, a predicted model, not a curated record